AUGUACGAAAGAAAUUCUGCCUUGUUGAGGGACAGUUCAUGCGCCACUGGACGGAUCAUCUCACUUUAUGCCUUCAUUGUUACCCCGCAGCCACCACAGCCCUACAGUUUUGGCUAUGACAACCUCGACGAGUACGGAUCGAGGAGCUACCACAACGAGAAGAGCGACGCCAACAAUGUCAAGACUGGAUCGUACGGCUACCGAGACGCCAACGGCAUCUACAGACGGGUCACGUACAUCGCCGACGCCAAUGGGUACCGGGCCACCAUUGACACCAACGAGCCGGGCACAGCGCCGGGAUACAGUGCCGACGCGGUGUACAAUGCUAAACCAAUUCGCGUCGCCGCUGCGGCGAAAUCUGCAUCGGCUCCCCUUCCAGUCUACAUUGCGCCUGCCCCAUACGGCGCCUCUCACAAUCCCUACGGUGUUCGCAUCCCGUGGUCUUCAUAA
Dermacentor silvarum is the source of this 450-nucleotide messenger RNA. RefSeq names its product cuticle protein 10.9. Gene Ontology annotation, cellular component: chitin-based extracellular matrix. Bases 1 to 450 code for a protein of 149 amino acids. The record is from RefSeq and is a predicted model, not a curated record. Gene Ontology annotation, molecular function: structural constituent of chitin-based larval cuticle. NCBI's taxonomy places the organism in Eukaryota, Metazoa, Arthropoda, Arachnida, Ixodida, Ixodidae. The transcript has a single exon.